AUGCUUCUUGUUGUUGCGGGCAGCCUGUCGAAGGCCCAGCUUUUACCUGACAACAGGUCUCGUGGCACCAGGGAUCAGCUUUUUGAUUUAACACUCAACGCCGCAGCCGUGACCGAGAUGAUCUCAGUGCUAAAAGCAACAUCACUGCUGCCGAAAUCGAUGACAACGCCAAAGCCUAAAGUCAUUGCGGAGAGGAGCUUGGGCUUGCUUCACGUCGAUCCUCUCGGUGCGGGUACCUGCGGGUUCUUUACAUUACCAAGAGACGUCCAGGGAGUGACGAGAACCCGAGUUUGCGGCGAUGCUUCCGCAUCAUGUGCCCCUUUCGGGAGUUAUCUUGGCUGCGGCAUGAAACCUCAUACUAUCUGCUUCAACGGAACAGAUCCGGCAUGCGCCCCUAGUGUCAGAAUAGGUGAUCAGACUCUUUGCUGUCCCAAGACCAAAUCCCUGAACGGGGAGUGUCAGACUUUCAUCAGGGACGAUGGCGCCUUAGGUAACAAAACACUCCUGGGAUGUCGCGAGGUCGACAUAGCCUGGGACCCUAUAGUCUCUCUCAAAACGGCGACAGAAGAUUUCUCUACGACGUCGACGACUGUGGCCACCUCAGCUAUGCCGGUCUCUUCGACGCUAUUUAAAGACGCCCUGGCACCCUCGACCCCGACAUCACCAGCCAAUUCGACGGCUCCACCGACAUCGGUACCGAGUACGAGCGACAGUGGCUCUACGCACUCGCACACCGGUGCGAUAAUCGGCGGCGUUUUGGGAGGCCUAGCCAUCUUAGGCACCGUUACUUGUGUCGCGGUCUGGCUGGUUAUGCGGCGGAGGCAAGCUUCGGGUUCGAGUUACAACACAGAGGGUCGCGCGUUGCCAUUACCGACACACGAGCUUGCCGGUGACCAGCCGUGUGUUCCCCAGGAAGUGGCCGCCGAGAAGGAGUUCGGCCACAAGGCCUUGUCUCCCGUGAAUGAAUCCUGUGAGAUUCACCAGGCCCCGACGGAUGAUGCCGUAGGAAGUCCAGUUAAGCCUGCCGAGUUGGGCUGA
Colletotrichum graminicola M1.001 is the source of this 1038-nucleotide messenger RNA. RefSeq lists its product as uncharacterized. NCBI's taxonomy places the organism in Eukaryota, Fungi, Ascomycota, Sordariomycetes, Glomerellales, Glomerellaceae. The record is from RefSeq and is a predicted model, not a curated record. Bases 1 to 1038 code for a protein of 345 amino acids. The transcript has 3 exons.